UUCUGUUCUGUUCCAGUGAAACUACAUAAAUGUUAGUAAGAAAAUAUUUUUAACCAAAUUUCAAAAAUUGUAUGGAAACGUUUCUUAUAAGUUUUUAAUAAAUUUCUAACUUUCGCGAAAUACAACGAAGGGAAUAUUUUCUGUACUAUUCUCCACUUGUCAGUGUAAUCUUUAAUGUGAAUUGUUAUUUAUUAUUUAUUUUGCUAUCGAAUCGAUACUCUGCGGAUACUUGGAGAGAAAGAAUCAUGAAGCUUGACUCAAAUAACAAAAUGAUAAAUAACGACAGUGGUGCGGACACUCCGGAGGAGGUAGUAGACUCGCGACAAAACGCCGAGGAUAUUAUUGAUGGAAUUCUCGCAGACUUCACAGAUUUCGUGUCGCCUGAUGCCGUUCGGAACGGGAGUGUAGUUGCAGAGAAUUUAUUCGGCAUGAUGCAACCGCCACGAACGAGGACACCGGCUAAUUCUCUUUCUGAAAACGCUACUAUUGAUGACAUCGAUCCCGCGUCUGAUCUGGGAACGUCUAUACGAAACAAGUGUUUAGAGCUGGAAGAGAUAUUGCAGAGCCUCAAGUCAAGGUUGAACCAUGUUGUUUUAGAUGAAAACAUUGUGCUUAGCCCUGAGGCUAACUCUUUGGAGGCACAAUUGGAACAUGAUCUCGAUACAGAUUGUCAGGAGGACUUGUCACUUCAAGAAUUUCUCGAGCUGUUGCAUUCCCAGAACAAAAUAAGUCCAACCGGUGUACAAUAAUCAUUUUUAUUUCAAUAUUUAGAUAUUAAGAUACAAAACUACAUGAAUUUAUUCUGUGCAAAUUUGCAAUUAGAUUUUAUUGAAAAGUAUAGAAUUAAAAUUUCAGGCCUAA
This is a messenger RNA of Galleria mellonella (greater wax moth), 861 nucleotides long. RefSeq lists its product as uncharacterized. The record is from RefSeq and is a predicted model, not a curated record. The transcript has a single exon. Bases 246 to 749 code for a protein of 167 amino acids. NCBI's taxonomy places the organism in Eukaryota, Metazoa, Arthropoda, Insecta, Lepidoptera, Pyralidae.